Messenger RNA from Ixodes scapularis (black-legged tick), 652 nucleotides. RefSeq names its product hydroxyacyl-thioester dehydratase type 2, mitochondrial. The record is from RefSeq and is a predicted model, not a curated record. The coding region runs from base 23 to 514 and encodes 163 amino acids. NCBI's taxonomy places the organism in Eukaryota, Metazoa, Arthropoda, Arachnida, Ixodida, Ixodidae. The transcript is spliced from 5 exons.
CUACAUCCUUCAUAAGAAAAUCAUGGCGGCGAGUUUGAUUUGCAAUGGCAUUUUCUGUCGUCGUCUCCAAGCCACCGUGCUCUGUCAAUGUUACAAGGCCCUGCACGUUUCUGUGGGCGACACAGUGCACGCGGAACGCACCUUCACCGAAGCCGACGUUGAAACGUUCGCUAAACUCACGGGAGACACUAAUCCCAUCCACCUUGAUCGGGAGUACGCUCGACGUAAACACUUCCAACGACGAGUGGUUCACGGAGCACUCAUCAAUGGCAUAGUCUCUUCGGUUAUUGGAACCAAGAUGCCGGGACCAGGAUCAGUCGUCGUGCGCCAACUUCUAGACUUUCCGAGGCCCCUGUUCAUUGGAGAGCCCUUCAGGGUAACCGUGAAGGUGACUGCAGUCCGGAAAGCCAUCGUGAAUUGCACGUACGAGUGCAUCACAACAUACGGGAAAAAAGUCAUGUCGGGCGAAGUCAAGCUCUACCUCCCCCAGGAUCAAACCAACCUUGAUCAAUAAAUCUUACCGUCUCGCAGCGAAGCCAGUACUCGGUCAUUCCCUCGGGGCCGGGCACCUCCAGGCGGAUCCCGUACUUGCCCUGGGCCAGGUACACGUCUGGUGUCACCUCGGACCCUGCGGAAGGAACAGGAUGUCGCC